Molecule: messenger RNA, 1253 nt
Organism: Benincasa hispida (wax gourd)
Lineage: Eukaryota; Viridiplantae; Streptophyta; Magnoliopsida; Cucurbitales; Cucurbitaceae
Product: VQ motif-containing protein
Source: RefSeq, a predicted model, not a curated record
AAGGAAAUAGACAGGAGACAACAAAAACAUUUCAUACACAACCCCUCCAAAAAAAAAAAGAAGGAAAGAAAGGCUAAACAUUUUCCCUUUCUUUUUCUUUUCUUCCUCCAUUCUCCUCCCCUUUUCCCUCAUCAAAAACCUUGUUUCUCACUCUUCUCCCUUUCUCUCUCAUCCUCUCCAAUCAAAACCCACCCCCUCUGAAAGGUGCUUGUGUUUUGCUGUAUUACAUUUUCAGAGAAACCCCAUCAAUGGAAAUCACUUCAUCUUCAACCUCGACAACAAGAUCAUCCCAUGAAAGAGAAAGAAACCCUUCUCCUAAUACUUCCCCAAACAGUACAACCAUCAAUUCAAAUCCUCCUCCUCCUCCUCCUCCUAAGCUUCUCCCCAGAUCUGAUUCAAACCCUUAUCCCACCACUUUUGUUCAAGCUGAUACCUCCAAUUUCAAGCACGUCGUUCAAAUGCUCACCGGCUCAUCGGAGUCUCCCCGCCCACCGCACCACCCACCAACGCCGUCUUCCUCAAAGCCCUGUUCGAUUCCUCCCUCUCCUUCUCCUUCUCAAGACCCCUUUCAAUCCUCCAAAAACUUCCCGAUUCCUCCCAUCAAAACCGCCCCCAAGAAACAGCAGAGUUUCAAGCUCUAUGAAAGAAGGAAUCACCUCAAGAAUAGUCUCAUGAUCAAUACCCUAAUCCCCAAUUUCUCCGGUUCCGGUGCGGCGGCAGGUUUUUCUCCUCGUAACGUUGAUAUUCUCUCUCCCAGUAUCCUCGAUUUCCCUUCCCUUGCUCUCAGCCCUGUUACGCCCUUGAACGAUGACCCCUUGUUCGACAAAUCGUCAUCCUCGCCGUCGCUUGGGAGCUCGUCCGAGGAGGAGAGAGCGAUUGCUGAAAAGGGGUUUUACUUGCAUCCAUCGCCGAUGAAUACCCCCAGAGCCGCCGACCCGCCGCAGCUUCUUUCUCUGUUCCCGGAAACGUCGCCUAGGGUUUCUGGAUCCUCGUCUUCUUCGUAACGAAAUCGAGGGUUUGUUUAUUUGGUUUGGUUGUGUAGAGAUUUGUAACUUUUGAUUGAUUUUUCCUUCCCAAAGAAAGAUGAUCGUCGAUCAAUUAACUGGGUUUGGGUUUGAUGAACUGAUUCUCUGAGAUUGAAAAGGAAAAGUUACGCAGAGAAGAGAGAGAUCUUAGUUCCGAAUUUCACUGUACAAUUUGAUGAGAAAUCCAUUGGAAAUGGUAAACCCCUUUCUUCGUGAACUUCGAUUUUA